GCCAUAGCAGAAAGCGGAUUUGCCUUAGGCAACAAAAAAACAGGAUGGAAAAUAUCAAAAUAUCAUAAUCCAACCAAAAGAAAAUAUCAACAUUGAUUUUCUUCUUCUUCUUCUUCCCAAGUGAACAUCAAAAUUUCAAUCACAGAGCAACUGUAUCCAACAAGCAAGAAAUAUGUUGGGCUCUAUAGUCUCAAUUUAUCAGUUCACUGUACCAAACCAAUUUCGGCAUCACCAUUUCUUUCCAUACAAUCCCACUUCCACUUCCAGAUGGAGGUGGCAGAGAUCGACUACUGUGGUCAAGUGUUGUAAGAGGGCUGAGCAAAGAUUAAGAAAAGACAAGAAUUACUAUGAGUUGCUUGGUGUUUCUGUGGAUUCAAGUACCCAGGAUAUCAAAGAAGCAUACAGGAAGUUGCAAAAGAAAUAUCACCCAGAUAUUGCUGGCCAAAAGGGUCAUGAAUAUACUCUAAUGCUGAAUGAGGCUUAUAAGGUGCUGAUAAAGGAGGGUCUGAGAAGAGAGUAUGAUUCUUCUAUUGGCCAAUUGAGAGUUAGUUUUGGGAGAAAUGUCACUGACUUGGGUUACAGCUCUUGGAAUGGCCCUUUAAGACCCCAUGCUCUGUUUGUUGAUGAAAAUGCUUGCAUAGGGUGUACAGAAUGCGUCCACCAUGCGAACAACACAUUCAUGAUGGAUGAAGCUCUUGGGUGCGCACGAGUCAAAGUUCAAUACGGAGAUGAUGAGAGAAAUAUACAGGUGUCAAUUGAUUCAUGUCCUGUGAAUUGCAUCCACUGGGUGGAGAGAGAAGAGUUGGCAGUGCUUGAAUUUUUAAUUAGGCCUCAACCAAAAGAAGGGUAUGGAGUAUUUGGACAAGGCUGGGAAAGGCCUAAAGAUGUUUUCAUGGCAGCCAAGGCUUUCAACAAGCAGCUCCAACAAGAAGCUACAAAUCAUCAAAGAAAUGCACAGCAAACUGUUGUUGAAGAAGAAACCCCAGCCCAAGCAGAGGCUCGAGAAAGUGCAAGUAUGAAAUUGCAGAUGGGCAGAUUCUCAAGAAUUUGGAACUGGGUUCAUGAAAUCUUGGGCUAAUGAGUUCCCUAGAUAGAUGCUAAUUUAAAAUAUGUAAAUGAUUAAAGCUAUGGGCUUGAGCAUAGAUAUAUAAACAUCUGUAUAUAAAAAUUUCACUUUCAUCAGAACGAUAUACAUAUAUCUUGAUGAUGUGCAGUUCCAUUGACAAUUCAUU
Molecule: messenger RNA, 1232 nt
Organism: Camellia sinensis
Lineage: Eukaryota; Viridiplantae; Streptophyta; Magnoliopsida; Ericales; Theaceae
Product: chaperone protein dnaJ C76, chloroplastic
Source: RefSeq, a predicted model, not a curated record